Clunio marinus is the source of this 216-nucleotide messenger RNA. Lineage: Eukaryota; Metazoa; Arthropoda; Insecta; Diptera; Chironomidae. The record is from the annotation of a GenBank genome assembly.
AUGCAUUGUGAAAAAUCAACCCCGAAGAAAUAUUCAUGUCAUAAAAGCUCACUUUUCCUAAUCAUGAUGAUAACGCAAUUCCUCAAGGAAUCUUUAGCAUUCUACAUAAAUACCUUCGUAGAUCAAGAAAAAAAUUCGGCAAGGCAAGGCAAGGAAAGGCAAGCAAAGGAGAUGAAGAAGAAAAGUAGAAGAAAUCUUUCAAAAUUACCUCGAUGA